AUGAAGACGGAUUUCAAGUUCUCCAACCUUCUGGGGACGGUCUAUCGCAAAGGCAACCUACUUUUUACUCCCGAUGGAACCUGUCUGCUGUCGCCGGUAGGCAAUCGGGUCACGGUUUUUGACCUGGUGCACAACACCUCCUAUACCCUCCCGUUUGCGCAUCGCACCAACAUCGACCGGUUGGACCUAUCGCCCAAGGGCAAUUUAUUGCUUUCCGUCGACGAGAAUGGCCGUGCGAUUUUGACAAAUUUAUACCGCAGAAUUGUGAUCCAUCACUUCUCCUUUAAGGGACGUGUGGCCGCCCUCAAAUUCUCUCCGUCGGGGCGAUUUUUCGCAGUUGGUGUAGGGAGACGAUUGCAAUUCUGGCACACCCCGUCGACACCGGGAACGGACACCAACGGCGAGCUCGAAUUCGCACCCUUUGUGCUUCACCGAGAUCUGGCAGGUCAUUUUGAUGCUAUUGAGCAUCUCGAGUGGUCCAGCGAUUCUCGCUUCGUGCUCACGGCCUCCAAGGAUUUGACCGCACGGAUAUGGAGCUUGGAUCCGGAGGAGGGUUUUGAGCCUACGACUUUGGCAGGACACCGGCAGGGUGUCAAGGGUGUAUACUUCUCGGCUGACCAAGAAGCAAUCUACACCGUUAGCCAAGAUGGUGCCUUGUUCAGGUGGGAAUAUGUCGCAAAGAAGGAUCCGGAGACCAUGGAAGACAUUUCAGACGCCCGGUGGAGAAUCGUCAAGAAGGACUAUUUCAUGCAGCAGGAUGCCAAGGUGAACUGCGCUACAUUCCAUGCGGCUACCGGUCUCUUGAUCGUGGGUUUCUCCAAUGGCCUGUUUGGCCUCUACGACCUACCCGAUUUCAACCCGAUUCAUCUCCUGAGUGUCUCUCAGAGUAAUAUCGACUAUGUCACGAUCAAUAAGUCUGGAGAGUGGCUGGCGCUUGGUUCAUCGAAGCAUGGCCAGUUGCUUGUGUGGGAAUGGCAAUCGGAGUCGUACAUCCUCAAGCAGCAGGGGCACUUGGACUCGAUGAAUGCGAUUGCGUACUCCCCUGAUAGCCAAAAGAUUGUUACCGCUUCUGACGACGGAAAGAUCAAGGUUUGGGACGUCAAGUCCGGCUUCUGCAUUGUGACUUUCACAGAGCAUACCAGUGGGGUGACUGCGUGCGAGUUCGCCAAGAAGGGUAGUGUGUUAUAUACCUCGUCCUUAGACGGCUCUGUACGUGCAUGGGACCUUAUUCGUUACCGUAACUUCCGAACCUUCACGGCACCGUCUCGACUGUCCUUCUCGUCGCUCGCGGUUGACCCCAGCGGCGAAGUUGUUUGCGCUGGCUCUCCAGAUUCAUUCGACAUUCAUGUGUGGUCAGUUCAGACUGGACAGUUGCUGGAUCAGCUGUCGGGCCAUGAAGGACCCAUUGUCAGCCUUGCCUUUGCUGCCGAUGGAAGUCACCUAGUCAGUGGUAGCUGGGACCGCACUGUUCGGAUAUGGAGCAUUUUCGGUCGAUCUCAGACCAGCGAGCCUCUGCAGCUCAUGUCUGACGUUCUGAGUGUCGCAUUUCGACCGGAUGGAAAACAGGUGGCCGCGUCUACCUUGGACGGCCAGUUGUCUUUCUGGUCUGUGGAAGACGCAGUCCAGCAGGGUGGUGUUGACGGACGUCGCGAUGUCUCCGGAGGACGUAAGGUGUCUGAUCGCCGGACCGCAGCCACCGCGGAAGGAACCAAGUCUUUCAACCGAAUCACAUACAGCGCCGACGGCAGCUGUAUUCUGGCCGGAGGAAACAGCAAAUAUAUCUGUUUAUACGACGUGAGGACCGGUUCUUUGGUCAAGAAGUUCACCGUUUCCAUCAACACUUCUCUUGACGGUACCCAGGAAUUCCUCAACAGUCGUGACUUGACUGAAGCGGGUCCCCGGGGUCUCAUUGACGAGGCAGGCGAAGCAUCCGAUCUGGAAGACCGCAUUGACCGUGCCCUUCCUGGCGCCAAACGUGGUGACGCAGGUGCCCGUCGGACUCGUCCCGAAGUGCGUGUCACAUCCGUCGACUUUGCGCCCACUGGUCGUGCAUUCUGUGCAGCUUCCACAGAGGGUCUUCUCAUCUACAGCUUGGAUACAGAAUUCAUCUUCGAUCCCUUCGACCUCGAUAUCGACAUUACACCAUCUACCAUUCUCUCCACUCUCGAGAACGCCAAGAAGGCAUCCAAGGCCGACAUCGCUGAUGACGAUGCUACGUUCCUGAAAGCACUGGUCAUGGCAUUCCGUCUCAACGAGUCGAAACUCAUCCGUGCCGUCUAUGAAGGAAUUCCCCCAUCCGAAAUUCCCCAUGUCGUUCGUUCCUUGCCCACCGUCUACCUCCCCCGUCUCCUACGUUUUGUUGCCUAUGCUGCUGAAGAGACACCUCAUCUCGAAUUCAACCUUCUCUGGUUCGAGUCUAUACUGAGCAGCCAUGGUCGGUACCUCAAGGAUAACUCGGGCACAUUUGCCCAGGAGCUCCGUGCCGUUCAGCGUGCUAUCGAUGACAUCCGCGACAACCUGAAGAAAUUGACAGAGCGAAACGCUUACAACCUCAAGUAUCUUCUCUCGCAGCCCGUGCUUGCGAAAAAGAAGCCCAGCGCUCCUCUCCUUUCACAAAUCGAGGACGGAAACGAUGUUAACGGAAAUGAUGAAAACAUGGCUGAUGCCGACGAGGACGACGGUGAAGAUGAAUGGAUCGGGCUCGAGUAA
Aspergillus chevalieri is the source of this 2709-nucleotide messenger RNA. RefSeq names its product snoRNA-binding rRNA-processing protein PWP2. The record is from RefSeq and is a predicted model, not a curated record. NCBI's taxonomy places the organism in Eukaryota, Fungi, Ascomycota, Eurotiomycetes, Eurotiales, Aspergillaceae. Gene Ontology annotation, molecular function: protein binding. The coding region runs from base 1 to 2709 and encodes 902 amino acids. Gene Ontology annotation, biological process: maturation of SSU-rRNA from tricistronic rRNA transcript (SSU-rRNA, 5.8S rRNA, LSU-rRNA); ribosomal small subunit assembly. The transcript is spliced from 4 exons. Gene Ontology annotation, cellular component: Pwp2p-containing subcomplex of 90S preribosome; small-subunit processome.